Molecule: messenger RNA, 882 nt
Organism: Drosophila santomea
Lineage: Eukaryota; Metazoa; Arthropoda; Insecta; Diptera; Drosophilidae
Product: serine protease 1
Exons: 3
Coding region: 27-851 (274 amino acids)
Biological process (GO): proteolysis
Molecular function (GO): serine-type endopeptidase activity
Source: RefSeq, a predicted model, not a curated record
GAAUCAUUCGUUCUCCGACCAUCAUCAUGAAAGUGCUCGUAGUAUUCGCCCUGGCUCUGGCCACCGCCUCCGCCGGUCUGCUGCCCCAGCAGCUGCCGAUCCAUCCCCGUGACCUGCCCGCCGUGGCCUCGAUCGAGGGUCGCAUCACCAACGGCAAGACCGCCACUGCCGGCCAGUUCCCCUACCAGGUGGGACUCAGCUUCGCCAGCACCAGCGGCAGCUGGUGGUGCGGUGGUUCCAUCAUCGACAACCAAUGGGUUCUGACUGCUGCUCACUGCACUUCUGGUGCCUCCGCUGUGACCAUCUACUACGGAGCCACUGUGCGCACCAGCGCCAAGCUCACCCAGACCGUUGCCAGCUCCAACUUCGUGCAGCAUGCCAGCUACAACUCGGCUGUGCUGAGGAACGACAUUUCCCUGAUCAAGACCCCGUCGGUUUCCUUCACCACCGAUAUCAACAAGGUUGAGCUGCCCGCUCUUGCCGGUACCUACUCCACCUACGCCGGCCAGAACGCCGUUGCCUCCGGAUGGGGCAAGAUCUCCGAUGCCGCCUCCAGCGUCGCUAGCACCCUGCAGUACGAAAACUUCUCUGUUGUGUCCGUCGCCGUUUGCCAGGACACCUAUGGCUCUCUGAUCGCCACCAACAAGGUGAUUUGCGUUGCCACCCCCAACAAGACAUCCACCUGCAACGGCGACUCUGGCGGCCCACUGGUCCUUGUCAGCGACGGCAAGCUCAUCGGUGUCACCUCCUUCGUGUCCAGCGCUGGUUGCGAGUCCGGUGCCCCUGCUGGCUUCACCCGUGUGACCAGCUACUUGGACUGGAUCAAGACCAACUCCGGCGUCUCCUACUAAGCACAACAUGAAUAAAACGAUUAUUAACUAA